ACGUUAGCUUGAUUUUGUCGUUGAAGCGGGACUGUAGACACCACAGCUGACAGUUCAGGGGGGGGGCUGAGUUAGGUUAGUUACCUGACAACUUUCUGUUGGACGCCCAGUCGUCAGUCGGUCUGUAUUCACUGCUCAUCACUGCUGGAGGGCAAAUACUUUAUGAAUCCGACAAAAAAGACUCUUCCACCGGGACCAUGCCGAAAUUAUCCGGAGCGACACUUUGCCUUUGUUUGUUGACGGUGUUGGAGACAGCUGUUUUCCUGGGGACUUGCUCACCGGCUAACGUCAAGGGUUUAGAUGAGGAUGCUUUCACCAUCCAGCACUCGAGCACAGGGAUGUGCCUGGGCACAGGGGACUCAACAGACCUGAACCUCACCAAGUGCGACGCAAACAGCAGGUCCCAGCUGUGGAAGUGGGGUUCAUCCCACCGGCUCUUCCACGUGGCCACGUCCUAUUGCUUGGGGUUGGAUGUACGCUCCAAGACGCUGACCCUGGUUGACUGUGGCGCCAACAUCAUGCUGUGGUGGCGCUGCCUAGAAGAGGCUGUUUUCACUGUUUAUCAGAUGGGCUUGGCAGUCAACGAAGGCAAGGUUGUAGCUAAACGGGACACUAAUGAUUCUUGGGUAAGAGGAGGUUCCCAGGACAACAUCUGCCAGAGGCCGUAUCGUGUUGUCCACACAAUGGGCGGGAACUCUGCCGGUGAUCCCUGUCUUUUCCCCUUCAAAUUCAAUGGCAGCUGGUAUCACGAAUGCCUCCCUGACACAGAUUUCCCUGGACUGUCUUGGUGUGCCACCUCCUCGGACUAUGAUCACGAAAAAAAAAAGGGACACUGUCUAUUACCUGAGGAAGGAUGCCAGGCUCUGUUUGCUGGGCCAGAAGGGGAAUUCUGUUAUGAGUUUGUUUCUGAUGCCACGGUGACCUGGCACAAAGCUUUGGACUCAUGUCGUAGUCAGGGAGCUGAUCUGUUCAGUCUGGCUGAGCCCGUCGAUCUCCACUCCAAAACCUUACUGGACGGCCUUGGAAGAAUGCCUGGAAGGAUGUGGAUCGGCCUUCACCGGUUAGAUGCGUCCCAGGGCUGGCAGUGGUCAGAUGGUUCCCCUCUCUCCUUCCUGCGCUGGGAAAAAGGAAUGCCACCCGCCUCUGCAAUUCUUGAGUCGGACUGUGGAGUCCUGAACUCAAAACAGAACUUUGAGUCUGAGGCGUGCAACAAACGGCUGCCAUACAUCUGUAAGAAGAGUGUCAAUGCCUCUCACACUGAAAAAGCUGAGCCUUUUGUGUAUAAAGAAACAGUUUGUGCAGAGGGUUGGGUCCCAUGGAAUGGCUUCUGUUACAAGUUAGAGAAGGAUGAGCCUCAAAGCUUUAGUGACGCCCAACAGCAGUGUAACAAAACAGCAGGAGAACAAGAAGGCUUUCUGGCCAGCCUCCACUCCAUUGACAGCAAAGAGAUGAUCAGCACCAAUUUCCAUGCAGAUGGCCAGUUUUUGGAUGUGUGGAUCGGUCUGGUCGGUAUCACCCUGAACCACACUUCCUUCAACUGGAUAGACAAGGUACCCGUCACCUUCACUUACUGGGGACCAAAUGAGCCAGUCCAACCCAGUCAGGAGCCCAGCUGUGUCUUCUACUCUGGAGAGUCUCACGGUUGGCGGGUCGGGAACUGUACACAGAGGCUGCCUUUUAUGUGUCAGACCAAAGGGGAGGUCAGGGAAACAGUGACACAGCCUGGGUGUAGCUUUGAAGAUGGUUGGAGGAGACAUGGCAACUCCUGCUAUCAAGUGAACACCAAACAAGUAUCCUUCAAAGAUCGCUGUAACAUCAUGAUACGAAACAGGUUUGAGCAGGCCUUUAUCAACCGUCUACUUGGAGAGCAUAUCAGCAUGGAAACUCAGUAUUUUUGGAUAGGACUGCAGAACAUUAAGAACACAGGAGAGUACCGGUGGCUGAGCCAGGAUGGAUCCACAGAUUUGGUUACAUACACCAACUGGGGCUGGUUUGAACCAGAUCAACAUGGAGGUUGUGCUGUGAUUUCAACCGCACAACCGCUGGGCAAGUGGGAGGUGAAGAACUGUACUAUUUUUAAGGCCGGCACCAUUUGUAGAAGAGACCUCAGUCCACCACCACCCCCAGAACCAGAGCCCAACCCUAAUGCAACCUGCCCUAAUGGAUGGGUGUCCAGAUCAAACAUCAAAUACUGCUACAAGGUGUUUCAUGAGGAGAGGCUGAGCAGGAAGCGCUCCUGGGAGGAAGCCGAGAGGUUCUGUCAGGCUCUGGGAGCCACCCUGUCCAGCUUCACAAAUAUGGCUGAGAUGAGAGCCCUGCACAGCAUCAUGAGAGAAUCCAUCAGUGAUAAUCGGUACUUCUGGGUUGGCCUGAACAGGAGAAACCCAUCUGAUCGCUCCUGGGAGUGGAGUGAUGGUCGGCCUGUAUCUAUGGAUGUUUUACACUAUGAUUUCCAGGAGGAUGAUGCAUACGAUCGAGACUGCACAGCAUUCAAGACAACAAAGAGCAGCUUGAGACAUAUUUUUGUGUUACUGCAACAAGAGUUACUUCCUGCACCUUUCUACGCCACACCAUUUCACUGUGAUGCCAGGCUAGAGUGGGUCUGCCAAAUACCGCGGGGAAAGACACCAAAAAACCCUGACUGGUACAAUCCCGGUGGACACCAUGAGACCUCUAUCUUCAUAGAUGGAGCAGAGUUUUGGUUUGUUCAGGAGCCCAAGCUAGCUUUUGAGGAGGCAAAGCUCUUUUGCAAUGCAAAUGACAGCAAACUGGCUUCACCACGUAGCUCCACGGCUCUCACAAAGAUCCACCAGUACCUAAGAAAUAUAUCAAGUUCUCCUAAGCAAAACUGGUGGAUCGAUAUGCAAGAGCCUGGGUGGAUAUUCCCCAUGACGUACACCCAGAUGUUCUAUUACCAUUCAGCUUUCCUGGGCAGAUGCAUUACCAUCAGUCCCAAUAACAUCUUUCCAGAGAAUGAUCUCAGUUGUCUGCAGCGGUUGUCCUUUGUGUGUGAGAGACACAACAUCACAUCGGUGGAGAUAAACCCUCUGGAGCCUCAGCCUGGAGGACUGCCCUGUGGAAAUAAAUCUCUGUCCUUCAGAAAUAAGUGCUACACACUGAGAUCAAGCUUGAAGACUCUGUCAUUCAAGUACGCCAAUGAUAAUUGUCAAUCAGUGAGAGGAACCCUGGUCUCAAUAUCAGAUCAGGUGGAGCAAGACUUCAUCACCACACUUUUGCCAAGGAUGAGAAACAUGGAACGGAUAUGGAUUGGUCUGAAGAUCAAACACAAUGACCCUGAGUGGGUGGACCAGUCCCCAGUUAACUACCUCAACUUUAACCCCCUGCUUCUGGGCAUGCACAAGGCUAUACACAUCAGUCCAUGGGAUCCAGAGAGUAUGGAUCUGUGCGUGUUUAUGAUCAAUAACCAAGACUCUGCCAUGCUCGGUACCUGGGACUAUUCCUCCUGCACACAAUAUCAAAGUUUGGCCAUUUGCCAACACUAUGCAGAUAAAGUGGAGGAGCCCCGUGUCAACACAGAGCCCUUUGACGUCAAUAACCACACCAUCCAACUGCUUGUCAAAAAUCUCACCUGGUUUGAGGCCUUAGAGCAGUGCAGGAGUAAAAACAUGGACCUGGCGAGUGUAGCCGACACCUUCCUCCAGUCCACCCUCACUGUGCAUGUGAGCCGUGCACGCAUUCCGAUGUGGAUUGGCCUCUUUAGCGAAGAUGAUGGGAUCCACUACCGCUGGACUGACCACAGUCACACCAUAUUCAGUCGUUGGUCUUCUGAUGUCACCAGUGGCGCUUGUGUCUACCUAGACACCGAUGGCUUCUGGAAAACCACUGAAUGUGAAGAGGAGCUGGGAGGUGCUAUCUGCCAUAAACCACACAAGGAGAUCAUCACCACACCAGAGGAUGUUGCAGUGAAGUGCCCCCAUAAGAUUAACGGUCCGAACUGGAUCCCCUUCAAGAACAACUGCUACUCUUUCCAGCUGGUUGCCUCCAGAUGGGAACAGUUUGACCAAGGACAGAUUCAUGAAACCUGCAAAAAACUUCAUCCAGAUGCAGACAUCUUAACAAUCCGAAAUGCAGAGGAGAAUGAGUUCAUCAAGCAGCAGCUUCUGCCGUUUCAAACAUUAGCCCAGUUUGUUUGGUUGGGGCUGUUUAAAGAUGGCAACGAUAACCAGAUGAAGUGGUAUGAUGGUACAAAUGUCCAGUACUCCAACUGGGCAAACGGCAGACCAAAUGUACAAAAACCAUUCUUGGCUGGUCUCAUGACUGACGGCAGCUGGCUUUUCCUUUCAAACGAAAGGGUUUUUGCAGAGUUCAAACAAAGGACCAUUGUGACCUGCAAACUCGACAAUGAACCAAAGCAUGAGUACAACAAGUCAGCCAUGAAUUUUCAACGCUAUGGCAACUUAACUUACACGGUUGUGACCCAAAAGUUGAGUUGGUACAAGGCUCUGGAAGAGUGUGAUCAGCGUGGAGGCCACCUGGCAAGUGUCCAUGACAUCCAGCACAGCACACAUCUGAAUCUCAUUGCCAAGACAGACGGCUUCCCACUCUGGAUCGGCCUAUCCAGUCAGGAUGUUAACGGUUCAGUCUAUGAAUGGUCUGAUGGAACAAGUUUUGACUACAAAGCCACCAUAUCUGACUCAAAGAAGGUCUCCAGCUCAGACAAACAGGAGGCCAGCUGUGUUUUUGUAACUCCUGUCGGAGCCUGGGUGAGGACCAGUUGCAAUACGCUGGUAGACGGAGCCAUCUGCUACACCACCAACAUCACCACCACUUCCCAGAGAGCCAGACUGCUUCCUGCCCCAGAGGCCAAUCACUGCCCUCAGAACAAUGGUAUUUCCAAGUGGGUGCAGCAUGAGGAUCACUGUUUCGCCUUCAACAUGAGCCUCUACAACUACAGUGUCUACACUAUGGAACAGGCCAAGAGCAUCUGUCAGAGCAUGGAUGCUGAACUGCUGACCAUAAAAAACAAAGAAGAGAACGACUUUGUGUCAAAGUACAUUUCUGAAGACCCUCUCAUUACCAGUCGUGUAUGGCUCGGCAUGAACUUAAAUAAUGAAGGUAAGCCUGUAUCCUGGCAGGAUGGCUCAGCUCUGGUUUAUUCUAACUGGAAGUUGGGGGCCUCGGUUACCGGGAAGACAUCAGCACCCCACUGUGCCGUCAUGAUGGCAGGAGAUGAAGGAAUGUGGAAUUUUGCCAGCUGCAAGGCUAACUACAGUCGUGUUGUCUGCAAAACUGAAGCAAAGUCUGCAGGCUCUCCUGUGGCGCUGGGUCUCUUUAUUGUAGUCCUCCUCGCACUCCUUGCAGCCAUCGGCUUUGUCAUCUAUAAGAAGAAAAGAGCCCACUUCUCUUCAACGGUCCGCUACGAGAGGACCUUUGAUGAGUCAGACACCACCAGUAUUAUAACAGAUGCUGACUGAGCUUGCGUAAGUAAUCAGCCUCAGGGAGUAUUGAUGUGCCUGAUGAGCAGAUGCCGCCUAUCUCCUUUUUUAAAAUUAUUUAUUUGUCCUGCUCUAACUAGCAAACUUCCUAUGGUUAUGUUUGAAAUUGUAAAUAUUGUUUGUGAAUAUCUGCCAAUGCAGUUUCUUGAUUUGGGUUAUUUUAGAUCCUUGUGUUUAUACCUAAUGUAAAUACUCACGCUAGUUCUGUGUGGUGAAUGUUGGUUCCUGAAAUUAAUGGAAUGUUUCAGUUAGUUUAGGUUUUUUUUUUUUUUUUUAAGAAAAAAGAUUUUGAGUCGAGAAAUCUCCAACUUGACAGAAUCUGUCUUAUCACUCCCAUUCAGCCUUAAAAAGUCAAAUUGCACUGAUGGAAGAUUUGCUCCUAACUAUCAAAAACAAACUGUGCAGUUAUUUAUUUAUACAAUUUAUACAAACUAUUCCUAAUUCAUUCUUCAACUUCAGAAGGUUAGACAGUUCACCUGAAAAUAUAGUAAAACCUAUUUUUGUUUGAUUUUAAGUGUCCUUCUUUAAAUAUUAACGAUACUGCCCAGACCUCACAGAACAAUUUUAGAGGUUGUUUUCUGCCAAAGUAUGCCCUAUAAGAAACAGGUCUUUGCCUUUGACUAAACAGGAAAAUUUUGUAAUGGAUAAAAAUCUCACUGGUUGUGCCUUUUAACAUCAUUGAGUUUUUAAGCCACUGGAUAGGGUUUUAAUUCAUUUGACUUAGUAAUACUUAAAAAUAUGUUUUAGUUGUCAAUGUAUAAAUGAUGAAAGAGAAAAAUCUGAAUUUUUAGUUCUGCUGAUUAGCUUUAUCACACAGUCUUAGCCUCAAACUGAACCCGAUGCCUGUUUGUAUAAUUAGUUUUUUUAGAUCUGACUUUUCUAUGCACUUAACUACUGAGAAUGAACGCACUUUAAUAUGUUGAGGAGCUAUAGUUCCUUCUAUGUUUAAGCACAAUGAGGUUUGAAGAGAUUUUUUUUUUUUUUAUAGAUGUUUGAAUUGCACUGGUGUUUGCUGUAAAGGCUUUGUAAAUAUGUGAUGUUUGUUUUCAUAACAAGAAUGAACCAAAGAUGCUCUGACUCCUCUGAAUGUCAAAAGCCUGAGCUUCAGUCCGGCUUGUUAACCCAUUCAUACCAGGAUGUAAACCAAAUGUCAAAGGUGUUUUUAGUUUUUAGUUUUUAACUUUCCCAUCAAUCCUAAAAAGAUCUAUCAGCUCAAAUCAGGUACAGUAGCCUUCCAAUAAAAUUACCUGUCUUCAAA
Messenger RNA from Lates calcarifer (barramundi perch), 6714 nucleotides. It is a transcript of the gene ly75, whose product is annotated as lymphocyte antigen 75. The transcript has 35 exons. The coding region runs from base 198 to 5435 and encodes 1745 amino acids. Gene Ontology annotation, molecular function: signaling receptor activity. Lineage: Eukaryota; Metazoa; Chordata; Actinopteri; Centropomidae. The record is from RefSeq and is a predicted model, not a curated record.